GGUGGUGGUGGUGGCGGCGGCGGUUGUUGUUGUCGGUGGGCGACAUGUUCCGAGCGGUGGGCAGUUGGUUCGGGCUCGAGCAGCAGAGCCCUCCCGGGGGAGAGGAGAGCGGCGGCGGCGGCGGGGGGGGGGAGCGGGGCGAGGAGCAGCAGCAGCAGCGCGGAGAGCAGGAGGAACAGCCGGCGCCAGAGGGUCAGGCCCUGGGGCUGGGCGAUUACCUGUUCAGUUUUGCCACUGCUGCUUCUAAAAAGAUAUCGGAAUCAGUUGUUGAAACAGCACAGACCAUAAAGAAAUCAGUAGAAGAAGGAAACAUUGAUGGUGUUAUUGACAAGACUAUACUUGGCGAUUUCAAAAAGGAACAAGACAAGUUUGUACAGGAAAAGAAUAUAAAGAAGACAGAUGCUGCAGUACCUCCAUGGGUUGGCUACAGUGAAGAAGAAACCAUUCAACAGCAAAUACUAGCCUUAUCAGCAGACAGAAGGAACUUUUUGCGAGACCCACCAGCAGGAGUCCAGUUUCAUUUCGACUUUGAUCAGAUGUAUCCAGUUGCAGUUGUAAUGCUUCAGGAAGAUGAGCUACUUAACCGAAUGCGCUUUGAUCUUGUUCCAAAGCUUGUGAAAGAAGAUGUAUUCUGGAGGAAUUAUUUCUACCGAGUGUCACUUAUCAAACAAUCAGCACAGCUCACUGCCCUGGCUGCUCAACAGCAGGCAGUUGACAAAGAGGACAGAGAUGAUAACAGUCAAGAUGAAGCUCAUUUGACAGAAACAAUACGGCCCAAAACACCACCUUUUGCGAUCAAAACUCAAUCGAAACCUAAUGAGGAGGAAGAAGAGAUUUCCACAAGUCCAAGUGCCACAGAAUUCAUAAGUGAUGCAUACGAUACAUGCAAUUUGAACCAUGAGGAUCUGCGGAAAGAAAUUGAGCAAUUGGUGCUGGAUAACAAGGAAGAGGAAGCUGGGAAGGAAGAGGUGCCUCGUGACUGGGAAGAUGAGCUACAACAGGAGCUUCAGGACUAUCAUGUGGUGGUUGAGUCAGAAAGAGCAGAUGAAAAUUGGGAUAAAGAAAUCGAAGAAAUGUUGCAAGCAGAAGGAUGAGCUGCAUCGUCCAUUCGGUUCCUUUUGUUUUCACCAACGUGACUGAUAUGAAUUUAUACUUCUGUUCUUUCGAGGACAUUUGAGACCAUAAGUUGUAAUAUUGAUUUGGAAUAUCCAAAUUCUGAAUGAAAUGGACUUUGACAACAAUAUGUGUUCUCAUUUGACCUUUGCAGCCAAAUAAGCAGCAUAUGAAUACAACUUGAUUUGUGAUCAUGUGGGCUUCUUCCCCAUUCCUUGGGUUUGUACUUGCAUACCAGAGUUGUUAAUGUAUUUGUGGAGCUGUGCAAGUCAAAAUAAAAGUGAAUGUGGAUAAGCCUGACCUGGGCGUAGACAUCCUGCACUAUCCUUCAUUUUAUUUCUGUUCUAAAAUAUGAUACAAUUAUAAGCAUAUUAUUCCUUGGCAAGCUAGCGCUAGAUUUGCCAACAUUUUGUAGUAAUGGAGUGUAAAAGCAUGAAAGGUGAAGGUGUACUUUGUUUAAAAUAUUUGUUUAAAGAAAGGUAGUCUUUGAAAAGAAGUACAAAUGUUCUUACUGAGUUCAGAUCAACUCAUUGUGGGUUUGAAAUUUGGGAACUUGCACUAAAUCAAGAUAAAACUACAUUCAAAUAUUUGUUCACCAUCAUAAUGAAUCUUAGCCAGAUAUUUCCAUGCUUUGCAAUUUAGUAAUAAGUUACCUAAAUGGUAUGAUCUUGUAGAAGAAUCUGGUUCAGACGAUGAAUGACUUUUUAAAUGACAAACUAGAAAAAAAAGUAAUAUCGUAUUUAGCUCUUAACAUAGUUGCACGACUGCAACCCCACAGUUAUUUAUAAUUUUGCUUUUGUUAUUUAUAUUUUUGAUCAAACAAAUUCUAAAUGGUUUUGAUUUUUUCAUCUUAGAUUGUAAAGACCAAAGUUGUUUUUUCACACAUUACUAUUAAUUUGAAUUGUCACAUUGCAACAUCCAUCUUAAAAAUUUAAUUUUCUUGAUUCCUAACUAUAUUUUCACCUGUUUUGUGCUUCAUAACAUAGUCAGAUAAAGAUUGAACAGAAAGAUUGUGCAGUUAUGCUGUGCAAUGAUUUUUUACAAUGUCAUCAAAGAGGGUAGUUGAUUGUGGUACAACAGUGCACAAUUAAUGUCACAGGACAAGGACUUAUACACACCACCAAGGCAACUGAGGAAUUCUUGUAUAUACAUUUUCCUCUUAUUUAAAAAAAAGGUUAUUGGGCAAUUCAGUACAAUAUAUUUUAAGUUUAUAACAUUGAUCUGUAAAUGAUUAACCUUAAUUAUUUGAUUCCUUUUUAAGCUGUAGAAAAUUGUUCCAAGCAGAAUCUAACUCAGUUUUACAUGUAUCAUUUGAAAGAUAAAUAAAAAAUUCUUGAUUUUUAAGAGAA
Callorhinchus milii (elephant shark) is the source of this 2462-nucleotide messenger RNA. RefSeq names its product synapse associated protein 1 (gene syap1). The record is from RefSeq and is a predicted model, not a curated record. Gene Ontology annotation, cellular component: cytoplasm; synapse. NCBI's taxonomy places the organism in Eukaryota, Metazoa, Chordata, Chondrichthyes, Chimaeriformes, Callorhinchidae. Bases 45 to 1094 code for a protein of 349 amino acids. The transcript is spliced from 9 exons.